CGUGUUUGACAGCACUCCCCAUUCGCGUAUAACAGAUCGAUGUGAUGAAAUUCGGCAAUCAAAAUUCAUCGCACCAAAAAAGUUGUGAUUGUUGCUCGCAUUUCAUUAAAUAAUUUGUUCUAGAAACGGUAUUCGCUAUUAUUUAAUCGUUCAACUGAUUGUGGAAAGAGAAGCUGUUGAUAAUUAUACGCAUUUUCGUGUAUUCAGUGUUCUCCGGCGCGUCACUGCAGGGCUUGACAGCUCUUCUCCGGUCGAGCUUCCCAACAUUCGCUUCGCCGAAAGUGGCCACACAGUAAAUAUACACCUGUAGAGGGUCCGCAGUCGCUCCAUCCAGCCCGAUCAUCGUCAUACUCCUUCCAUUCGUGCGACUGUCCUCGCGCACCCAUCAGCGAAGGCACGCCACGAAAAACUCAUCAUCAUCAUCACCAUCAUCGUCGUUGUAGUUGGCCGUGUUCCGCUAAAUCAUAAGACAGCUGCAGAAGAGGUUAGUACCCUGUUGUGGCCGCAUCGCCUAACUAUGUGUGCUCCAAGCACGCACGGUCGUAGAAGUGAAUCGUAAAAGCGCAAUUCGUGGCGUGCCGAACAACACACCCAACGUGCUCCAUAUAACCAACCGCGACACCGGUGGGGUGUGCUAGAUUUCCAUAUUAUUACGCAAACAGCGCACCGCAAGACGCGCGGUGAAUCACUGGCGAAAAGAGGCGCGGCGAAAAGAAGAAGGAAAGGCAGAAUUUGAGUUUUUUCGGGGACGACGGUGUGCGAUGAUGGAACCGCAGAAGCAUAAUACGCGUGGCUGCGUUUUUUCGCUGCUCUACUCGAUCGGUUCGUUUGCGCUGGCCAGUGCCAGCCUGUCUACGCUUAAUCCGAGCGAUCGGAUCACGGUAGAGAAGGGAGCCUUGCUGAUCAGCCUCGGGUUCGUGUACUUUGUCGCACUGACCGAGUUUCUCAACAAACUGCUGCUAAAGACGGCCCUCGGCCAUAGCUUCGUCAAGCGCUACCGGUUACGCGUGUCCGAUGUGCUCGACAUCACGAACAAACUCGUUUCAGCGGUUCAGGCGGCGUUUUCCUGCAUUGCUGGACUGUUCGUUUGUCGCUGGUCCUGCCCGCGGAACUUUCUGCACGCCUCACACUUCCUGUCGGAAUCGUACGCCUGGUUCGCGGCGUCCUACUUCUUCUACGAUCUCUGGUCGAUGUACAAAAUCUAUGCCGCCGAAGCGGCCCUGAAGAUCAAGGCAAAACUGGGCCUUCACUCCUUGGGUGGUGAUGGUAGCGAGAACAACAACGAGGUGACCGGUGGCCGGAAUGGUGCAGUGAACGGAGCCCGUAACCGUGGUCAGAAGGAGACGGCGGCGGUGGCUGCGGCUGCGGGAGAGGAUAGCGAUGAAGCGGUCGCUAACGGUGGCAAUCUGCAGGCCCUGGAUGAUAUACCGAGCGUCUCGCGGGGCACACUGUCGUUCGUGAGUCCGGGCAAGUUGGGCAUUCCGAGCUUUGCCAAGUAUCUGAUUACCCACCCGCUGAUGGUGUUCCAUCAUCUGUUUAUCGGUUCGUACGGUCUCAUCGUUAUCUCGUAUCUGCGCGGUGGGCUCGGUGAUUGCGUGUUUAGCUUCAUGUUUAUGAUGGAACUAUCGACGCCAUUCGUGUCAUUCCGGGGCAUUCUCAGUGUGCUCGGCCUGAAGCAAUCAAAGGUGUACGUUGUGAAUGGGUUGCUGAUGCUGAUCACCUUCUUCUGGUGUCGCGUUUUCCUGAUGCCGUACGUCUGUUACUACUACAGCCAGGUGGUGAACCUGCCCUUCUUCACGGCCGUAUGGAAUCUUCCCUGGGGAUGCAAGGUUAGCAUUCUAGCCCUGUUCUUGCCCCAACUGUACUGGUUCCGGUUGAUGGUACGAGGUGCAAUGAAGGUGUUUUUCCCAUCGAAAGCCACUCGCGGUAGUGGCAGCGCAACUCGUGGUAACGCCGCGAACGAUGCUUCCUGUGCAAACGAGGCGGUGGCGGCCAAUGGUGGCACUGCCAUCAAAUCGUCCCAAUCCAAAGAUAGUGAAAUACGUUCGUUACUGUAGAGAGUAGAGAGGUCAUCGUGUAGUGCACAAAACUGAGAUCGAAUGCUUCGCAGCAGAAGCACAGCAGCACAACGAAUAGGGCCAAGGCCCCCCCGGGGGGCAUUGCAUCAUAACCCUUAACAGGCACCACCACCUUAGCGGCUUCAGCGAUAUACAGCCUAAGUGUUAUUUUGUGUGUAAUUAUACUAUUCACCUGUAAUGCGCACCGAUCUGUCCUGGAAAGAGAGAGAGAGAGAGAGCUGUGUUGGAUCGAGGGCGGGGGGGAUACGGAUUCGAACGAACGGAGAUCCAUGAUGAGCAGCAGCAGCUACGUAGUUACCUAGUCAUAUCGAUUCAUUGCUUUUCACUACACUACGUCACCAUAUACAUAUAUUUCCAUUAUCGGAACCCACUGAACACCCACAGACCACAGACUUAAAAACCGAACGAAAUAUACCCAGGGAUUAUUAACCAGUUCUACAUAACACAAGCGAGAAGCGCAACCAGUGUACUUCCAGAUUGUUCUUGCCAGUCAUUUGUUCAGUUGUAACUAAGCAAAAUGUAAGAUUAUACACAGGACAGAUCAGCACAGAGAUAUUAGGCGGAAUGUGUGCGUGCGUGCGUGCGCGGAUAGGGUGUGGUGGUUCAGCAAGAAGCAGGUGUAACGCAGAUAAGUUAUUGGUAUAACAUAACCGAGAAUACGAAACCAAAAAAAACCAAUCGUGCAUUGUGUAAGCAUCUCGCUCGGUGCGUGCCGUACCGUGCGCGUGUAUCCGUGUCUUCUGAUCCGUUUAGAUGAUAGACUUUUGUGUGCAUUUUUUCUACCGACCCAUGAGAAGCUGGGAACAGGCGAGCAGCAGAGCUUGGAAAGCGUACAGGCUUUUGUGUGCGCGGUAGUAAAGUCAUACGAAGAAUAUGGCCAGUUAGAACAACAACCCUUAUUCACUUAACUGUUAGAUGGAGCUUUCAUAAUUAGUGUGCUGUGUUAAUCAGGAUCCCCUCCCCGUUCCCGACAUGGGUUUGGGGAACUGGAUGGUAGAGGAAGCAGCGGUGAUUGGUGAUGCUGCGUGUUUGUAUGGGUAGUACAGGGGCCUUUGGCCGACAUUUAAAAGUUUAACAUAAAUUGUUAGUCCUAGCAGAGACAGGGAACCGUCAUCGACUGCAGCAGGUAGCGGGGGAGGAACAUGUGUUUUGGCAUUCCAUAGGACACAGUGCAUCGUUCGCCAAAUGGCUUUUUUGUGGAACAGUAGCAAGGGCAAGUAGUAGUUUGGAAAAGACAUUCGAUAACGGCAUAACACGAUCGUUUGGAUGAACAUUUUCUGUGCAUUAGACGGCCAGUAGCAGCGGCGCUAGAUUUCCGGUUAGGGUUCAGGGGGUGUGGCGGUAGAAUGCGAGAGCGUUGCAGAUGGAACUAUUUGAAUCAUACCAAAAUAUGGUGUUUGUGUACCACUUUACAACAUAUAGAGAAAUAAAGAUGAAUAUGUCCGUUUUUUGUUAA
This is a messenger RNA of Anopheles aquasalis, 3534 nucleotides long. RefSeq lists its product as uncharacterized. Lineage: Eukaryota; Metazoa; Arthropoda; Insecta; Diptera; Culicidae. The record is from RefSeq and is a predicted model, not a curated record. Gene Ontology annotation, biological process: lipid homeostasis. Gene Ontology annotation, cellular component: membrane; endoplasmic reticulum.